Messenger RNA from Eurypyga helias (sunbittern), 1255 nucleotides. Its product is annotated as ephrin type-B receptor 3-like. The record is from RefSeq and is a predicted model, not a curated record. The annotation marks the transcript as partial. Gene Ontology annotation, cellular component: neuron projection; membrane. The transcript has 4 exons. Lineage: Eukaryota; Metazoa; Chordata; Aves; Eurypygiformes; Eurypygidae. Gene Ontology annotation, molecular function: protein binding; ATP binding; transmembrane-ephrin receptor activity. Gene Ontology annotation, biological process: cell surface receptor protein tyrosine kinase signaling pathway; axon guidance; protein phosphorylation.
CUUUCUCUCCUCUCUCUUUCUCCAGAGACUCUGAUGGACACGAAGUGGGUGACCUCUGAGUUGGCAUGGACAACUCAUCCGGAGACGGGGUGGGAAGAAGUCAGCGGGUAUGACGAGGCCAUGAACCCCAUCCGCACGUACCAGGUGUGCAAUGUGCGGGAGGCCAACCAGAACAACUGGCUUCGCACCAAGUUCAUCCAGCGCCAGGACGUCCAGCGCGUCUACGUGGAGCUCAAGUUCACCGUGCGGGACUGCAACAGCAUUCCCAACAUCCCCGGCUCCUGCAAAGAGACCUUCAACCUCUUCUAUUAUGAGUCAGAUACGGAUUCUGCCUCUGCAAACAGCCCUUUCUGGAUGGAGAACCCCUAUAUCAAAGUGGAUACAAUUGCCCCAGAUGAGAGCUUCUCCAAGCUGGAGUCUGGCCGCGUGAACACCAAGGUGCGCAGCUUUGGCCCGCUAUCCAAGAAUGGCUUUUACCUCGCCUUCCAGGACCUGGGAGCCUGCAUGUCCCUCAUCUCUGUCCGGGCUUUCUACAAGAAAUGCUCCAACACCAUUGCUGGCUUUGCUAUCUUCCCGGAGACUUUAACGGGGGCUGAGCCUACCUCUCUGGUCAUCGCACCGGGCACCUGCAUCCCCAACGCGGUGGAGGUGUCUGUACCCCUGAAGCUGUACUGCAACGGCGAUGGCGAGUGGAUGGUACCUGUGGGAGCAUGUACGUGUGCUGCUGGAUACGAGCCGACCAUGAAGGAUACCCAGUGCCAAGCGUGUGGCCCGGGAACCUUCAAAUCUAAGCAGGGGGAAGGUCCCUGCUCUCCCUGCCCUCCCAACAGCCGGACUACCUCCGGAGCAGCGACGGUCUGCACGUGUCGAAAUGGCUUUUUCCGGGCAGACACGGACCCCGCAGACAGUGCCUGUACCAGCAUCCCCUCCGCUCCCCGCAGCGUCAUCUCCAACGUGAACGAGACGUCGCUGGUGCUGGAGUGGAGCGAGCCGCAGGACACGGGCGGACGGGACGACCUGCUCUACAACGUCAUCUGCAAGAAGUGCAGCGUGGAGCGGCGCCUGUGCACCCGCUGCGACGACAACGUGGAGUUCGUGCCGCGCCAGCUCGGCCUCACCGAGCGUCGCAUCUACAUCAGCAACCUCAUGGCCCACACCCAAUACACCUUUGAGGUCCAGGCUGUGAACGGCAUCUCCAACAAGAGCCCGUACCCGCCCCAUUUCGCCUCCGUCAACAUCACCACCAACCAGGCAG